This is a messenger RNA of Bactrocera tryoni, 1052 nucleotides long. RefSeq lists its product as uncharacterized. The transcript has a single exon. The record is from RefSeq and is a predicted model, not a curated record. Lineage: Eukaryota; Metazoa; Arthropoda; Insecta; Diptera; Tephritidae. The coding region runs from base 135 to 1007 and encodes 290 amino acids.
GGCAUUCCGAGUUUAGAAUCAUAUCGCCAACAAAUUUCUAAAUUUCGAACAACAUUUAAAAUUAUCUUCGGAUUAUAAUAAAAUCAAAGCAGAAAAGUGAAAGAAAAUUAUACAACCACAAUAUAAUAGAUAUUAUGAAGCAUCAGAAGUCGCAGAGACGAGUGAAACAAUGUUUAGACCUGGUCAAACUAAUAAGGAACAGGCCCAGGCCGCAGCCAUACUAUUUUCAACGAAGCAGCAGCAAUGCUGGGCGAAGCCGCAGAAACGAAAGUAAUUGCUUCUUUCAUAACACGACAAGAAAUUUUCAUCGCUCGUGUAUUUUCAACUGUCAAAAUCUACAUCCUCAAGCACUUGCAUCCAGUCAUUCGUCCUUUCACAUACCGAACUGUGACUCGCGAAUUAAUUGUGACUGCAGUAGCUCCGUGGAAAUCAGCCGACAAAGCAGUAUACUUCCGAAACCUGACGUAGAAUUGUUCAAAUCUGAAUCGGAAGUAACGGUGCUGUCAUACGGUUUAGUUAAUGAUUUAAGCAAAUUCUCAAAUACAACUCCAAAUGCAAAUACAACUCCAAGUACAAGUAAAUUGCCACAGAAAGUGGAAGAAAAUGCAAACCCUAACUGCUCCAAUAACAUGAAAACUGAAACUGAAGAGACUACGCAUGAACUCACAACCAUCGAUGAAGUGUCUACUUCCGAAUCUGCAGCGAAAUCAAACGAAACGAUAUCAGCCGAAGUGAGCAAUGAGGAAAACAUACUCAAUGCCAGUCAAUCAGCGCUAGAAAACGAAGCUACGACAACUGUGGCUGAACCUAACGUUAAUAGACAACCGUCGACGGAUGAAGAAGCGGGCGGCGACGGUCAUCACAAUGACUCUGUCAUCGAAAUCGAGAUAACAUUACUAUCUGAUACAAAUUCGGAGGAAGAGGAUGAGGGCGAGGGUGAAGCUGAAGCUGAAGUUGAUGCUGAAGCCGAUGACGAGACUCCCAUGCCAGUGGAAAGUGGGGAAUGAAAGAUAUAAAACUUUUAAACCAGUGUUCGUGAACAAAAUAUAAAU